ACUUUCAAGCUUUCUCUACUAAUUCUAGGGUUUGUUUCAUCGGCCGCUCAUAGACGCCUCUGAUUUCUCCUCCGAUCCUCCUUUCCCGACACCGGCCGGCCAGCCAUCGAUCAAUUCGUCCAAAAUGGUCACCACCAAAAAAACCAAGAAGACUCAUGAGAGUAUUAACAAUAGGCUGGCUCUGGUGAUGAAGAGCGGCAAGUAUACCUUGGGGUAUAAGACUGUUCUCAAGUCUCUCAGAAGCUCCAAAGGGAAGCUGAUUAUUAUUGCAAACAACUGCCCUCCUCUUAGGAAGUCCGAGAUAGAGUACUAUGCUAUGUUGGCGAAGGUUGGAGUCCACCAUUACAAUGGGAACAAUGUCGAUUUGGGGACUGCUUGUGGUAAAUAUUUCAGGGUGUGCUGCCUCAGCAUUAUUGAUCCAGGUGAUUCCGAUAUCAUUAAGAGCAUGCCUGGUGACCAAUGAGAAAGCUCUAGGGGGUAAAAGAUAUCACCAAGAUAGGCAGUUGUCGGAUUCUUUUGACACAUUUUAUAUUUUUCUCUGAUGGAAAAGCAUUGCAGUGUAGAUGUGGUUUGCCUCUUUUUAAGAUGACCUCUGAGAAAGUUUUGAUGUUAAUGAGAACAUGUUCCCUAUGAUGUUAAAACUGAAAAACUGAAAUUUUGGUUAUUUGUGAUGCUUUGUGGACCGUCAGUUUUUCAUUUGGCAUUUAAUUUUGGCCACGAACUUUCAAAGUGUUCAACA
Messenger RNA from Coffea eugenioides, 739 nucleotides. Its product is annotated as 60S ribosomal protein L30. The transcript has 5 exons. The record is from RefSeq and is a predicted model, not a curated record. Gene Ontology annotation, molecular function: structural constituent of ribosome; RNA binding. The coding region runs from base 125 to 463 and encodes 112 amino acids. Gene Ontology annotation, cellular component: cytosolic large ribosomal subunit. NCBI's taxonomy places the organism in Eukaryota, Viridiplantae, Streptophyta, Magnoliopsida, Gentianales, Rubiaceae.